UACUCCCCGGACUUCUAAGAUAACAACUCCUUCUUCUUCACUCCUCCUCCCUCCUUCUCCAUAAACAAAUUCCGUCCAAUCUCUCUCUCUCUCUCUCUCUCUCUCUCUCUUCCCCUUCUAGUACUCUCUCUCUCUCCAAAAGUAGCGCAGAACCUGCAGAUAAUUGACAAUAUAGAUAGAGAGAGAGGACGAGAGACAGAGAGAGAAAGCCAGCAGUGUAGUCAGAUGACAACCUGCAGCAGCAUGAAUAAUAAUCAUCCACAUGUCGAAGAUCAGAUUGUGAACAUCCCUCGGUUCUAUUCCGGGAUUUACACCCAACUGGUACCGCCCCAGCAACAAGGACAGGUGAAGGCGGCGCCGCGGCGGCGGCGGAAGAAGAGCAAAGGAGAGGGCAGCGGGGGUGACGGCGGGGCCAGAAAGAGGAAGCUCAGCCAAGAGCAAGUGAAUCUGCUGGAGUUGAACUUCGGGAAUGAGCAUAAAUUGGAGUCGGAGAGGAAGGACCGACUAGCCUCAGAGCUGGGCUUGGAUCCGCGCCAAGUGGCUGUGUGGUUUCAGAACAGAAGGGCCAGAUGGAAGAGCAAGAAGCUCGAGGAGGAAUACUCCAAGCUCAAGUCCGAGCAUGAAACUGCCGUAGUCGAGAAAUGCCGCCUUGAAACUGAGGUAUUGAAGCUCAAGGAACAGCUCUCCGAGGCGGAGAAGGACGUACAGAGGCUGCUAGAGCGAUACGACGGCGUUUCGAGCAACAGCCCGAGCUCUUCCUUCUCCAUGGAGCCGCCUUUUCUGGACGGGUUUGGGAUGGAGGGGUUUGAUAAUAUUUUUUAUGUGCCAGAAAGUAGUACUUACAUGCAUGGCAUGGACUGGGUUAACCUUAUAUAAUGAUCAUAAUAACCGUAUUAUGAUUAUUACUAUGUAAUUAGACCAAUUGUGGUUUUAACGUAGAUAGUGACCAUCUCCUAAUGUACACAUCUUCUCCUCUCUCUCUUUUGCCUAGCUGGCUUUCUAAUUUCUGUUCUAGUGUUCCAGUGGUAUAUCACAUUUGACUGGAAGAUUGGACUUGUUUGUCAAUGGUAACAUAACUAGCUUUUUGACUA
This is a messenger RNA of Diospyros lotus (date-plum), 1091 nucleotides long. RefSeq names its product homeobox-leucine zipper protein ATHB-40. The transcript has 3 exons. Gene Ontology annotation, biological process: positive regulation of DNA-templated transcription. Gene Ontology annotation, molecular function: sequence-specific DNA binding; DNA-binding transcription factor activity, RNA polymerase II-specific. NCBI's taxonomy places the organism in Eukaryota, Viridiplantae, Streptophyta, Magnoliopsida, Ericales, Ebenaceae. Gene Ontology annotation, cellular component: nucleus. The record is from RefSeq and is a predicted model, not a curated record. Bases 226 to 876 code for a protein of 216 amino acids.